Messenger RNA from Penicillium canescens, 2043 nucleotides. RefSeq names its product aspartate--tRNA ligase MSD1. The transcript has 2 exons. Bases 1 to 2043 code for a protein of 680 amino acids. Gene Ontology annotation, molecular function: ATP binding; aspartate-tRNA ligase activity. The record is from RefSeq and is a predicted model, not a curated record. NCBI's taxonomy places the organism in Eukaryota, Fungi, Ascomycota, Eurotiomycetes, Eurotiales, Aspergillaceae. Gene Ontology annotation, cellular component: mitochondrion; cytoplasm. Gene Ontology annotation, biological process: aspartyl-tRNA aminoacylation.
AUGCCAAUCGGUGUGCUGCCGAUGCGCUCUUUGCGUUUGAGGUCCAGUUAUAUUGAGAUCUCGAAUAUCCUUCGUGGUCGUGCUGCUGCACUGCCGAGACAAUGCCAUCGGCCGCUUCAUGCGCCGCGGUAUUUCCAUGCUCGAGCUUGCCUGCAGCAGGAGCCUCCUAAAGAGCUUCCAGCUUUCUUAGAAGCUUAUAAGCGGGCUGUCGACUUCCCUCCGGCGACUCAUGACUUCGAGACAUUUUUCGCACAGGCCGAGCCAAACACCGAAGUUGUGCUACACGGAUAUCUUGGCCAGCGCUCUGAUCUUUCCAAGAAACUGUCGUUCGUGCGCCUGGCCGAUCCAACUCUACAACACAGCCUGCAAGUCGUCGCAUUCGCCAAGAACAAUGCCUUCGAGAAGCUCAAAGCACUCAAUGCAAACAGCCCCGUAGCUGUGCGCGGCACUGUGCAAAAGAAGAAAGCCAAAGCCUCGGAAUCAGCCGAUAAGCCCGUCGAGGAUUCAUGGGAGCUCGCAUUGGAGGAGAUUCACCUUCUGAAUGACUUCCCCAAGGAGACAAUUAUGACACCCGAAACAGUGUUCCCGCCUGAGCAGCGAUACCUACAGCUGCGCUCGGAUACAGAGCUACGUGAGGCAUUGCGAUUCCGGGCCCGCGCUCAUAACCUCUGCAAGAAAGAGCUGGAGGAGCAGUCUCCGCCGUUUUUUGAAAUUGAGACACCGCUCUUGUUCAAAUCUACCCCUGAGGGUGCGCGUGAAUUUAUUGUUCCUACUCGCCGUGAGGGAUUGGCUUAUGCUUUGCCUCAGAGUCCGCAGCAGUAUAAGCAGAUUCUUAUGGCUAGUGGCUUGCCGCGGUAUUAUCAGUUUGCGCGCUGCUUCCGUGAUGAGGAUCUAAGGGCCGAUCGCCAGCCAGAAUUUACUCAGCUUGAUAUGGAGAUGUCCUUUGCUACCGGAGAUGAUGUGAUGCGUACAAUCGAGGGAGUCAUUCGUCGACUUUGGUCAUCGUUGAUGAAAGACCCCGCCCCGCAGGGCCCAUUCCGAAAGGUCCCAUAUCAGGAAGUCAUGGCUAAGUACGGCUCUGACAAGCCAGAUACCAGAUACGGCAUGGAAAUUAUUCGACUCGAUCAACUUUUGCCCGUGGAUUUGAUCGGCAAGAUUUCUGAUUUGGAGGAUCCCAUUGUGGAGGCUUUCAAGGUUGAAGGAAACGAAAACGAUCCCGCCGAAACCCAUAAAUUCAUCACUCAAUUCCUCGACUCGCCUGCUGGUGCACCAUUCAACAACAACCCCGACGGUGGCCCGGGUGUCUUCAUCUACAACGGCAAGCAGCCUCUCUGCGGACUACAGCCCUUUGGCUUCCAGGCCGCUGAGCAUGUCGAAGAACUGUUGUACCCCGAUCACGGUGACUUGAUCAUCCUUCAAGCACGACCUCGUGCCCCCUUCUCUGGCGGCUCGACUCCUAUCGGUGACCUACGCCGUGCACUACACGCUUCAAGCAUUUCGACGGGCUUCAAGCCCGCCCCUACAGGAUUCGACUUCCUCUGGGUCGUCGACUUCCCUCUCUUCUCCCCCUCCUCGGACUCAGAGCCAGGCCAGGGCGGCGCAGCAGGCAUCUCCUCAACGCACCACCCCUUCACCGCACCCAAGACCCCCGCUGACGUCGACCUCCUCCUCACAGACCCUACCCAGGCCGUGGCCGACCACUACGACCUAGUCGUGAACGGAGUCGAGCUGGGCGGCGGUAGUCGCCGUAUCCACGAUGCAGCGGUCCAGGAAUUCAUCUUCCGUGAUAUCUUGAAAAUGCCAGCUGAGCGGUUGGAUGACUUCUCGCAUCUGCUCGAUGCUCUGCGCUCUGGAUGUCCGCCGCAUGCGGGUCUGGCAUUGGGCUUUGACAGACUUGUUGCUGUCAUGCUAGGCAAAGAAUCUGUGCGGGAUGUGAUUGCUUUCCCUAAAACCGGAAGAGGAGGCGACGACGCUAUGGUCGGGGCGCCGAGUCCCAUGACCGAGCAAGCAUUGGAGACUUACCACCUGAAAUUAAGGAAGUAG